UGCGUCGGGGCGAGGCGCAUGCGCCCUAGGAUCGCCGUGGGAGCGGGAGGGCGGCCUAAGGGCCUGUCCGGGGUGAAGGCGCCUUCCACAACCCUUUGCCAGACAUGCCUGUCCUUAAAAAAACCUAAGUGGGAAACAGCAGCUGGAGGUUUCUCUUUUAUAAAGCCUCGUGGUGGAACACCUGCUCGACCUGGUCCUUGGAAGAAUGGAAGUGCCACAUAGGGACUCGAUAUGAAUGGAAAAGACCCGUCACCGUGAGUCUGGCACCUCAGAGAUGCAGGUGCUACAGCACUCUGAGCACACGCUAAAAACAGCUCUCAUCUCAAAGAACCCAGGGCUUGUGUCGCAGUAUGAGAAGUUCAGUGCCGGGGAACAGCGUUUGCUGAACGAAGCUUUCCAGCCGUCCAGCAACCUGUUUGGGCCCAUUACUGUGCAUUCACAGUCAGAUUGGAUCACCUCCCACCCUGAGGCUCCGCAAGACUUCGAACAGUUUUUCAGGAAUCCCUACAGGAAGGCGCCAUGUCCAGAGAAGCACAUUAUCUACAUACAGUCCAUUGGCUCGCUAGGCAACACCAGAGUUAUCAGUGAAGAGUAUGUUAAAUGGCUCAAGGGCUACUGUGAGGCGUUUUUCUAUGGAUUGACGGUAAAGUUCUUAGACCCAAUUCCAGUCUCUGCAACGAAGUGUCCCUUUAGAGUGAACGAGCACACACAAAACCUACAGAUUCAUGCAGGGCAUAUCCUGGCAUUCUUGAAAAAGAAGAAACCCACAGAUGCCUUCUGCAUCGUGGGAAUCACGAUGAUCGAUCUCUACCCACGGGACUCCUGGAAUUUUGUCUUUGGACAGGCCUCUUUGACAGACGGUGUGGGAAUAUUCAGCUUUGCCAGGUAUGGCAAGGAUUUCUACAGCUCAAGAUACGAAGGCAGAGUGAAGACUCCACAACGAACAUCUUCCAGUGACUAUUCCAUCUUUGAUAACUAUUACAACCCUGAAAUCACUAGUAUUCUGCUGCGGCGAUCCUGUAAGACUUUAACUCAUGAGAUUGGACACAUCUUUGGACUGCGACACUGCCAGUGGCUUGCGUGCUUAAUGCAAGGCUCCAAUCACUUGGAGGAAUCUGACCGGCGUCCUCUAAACCUUUGUCCUAUCUGCUUACGCAAGCUGCAGUGUGCCAUUGGCUUCAAUAUUGUGGAGAGAUACAAAGCACUGCUGAGGUGGAUUGACGACGAGUCCAGCGAUGCAUCAAGAACAACUCCAAAAAAUAGUUCUGAGCGUGUGAACUUGCAGAAACCUGUGGAAGCCUUUAAGGAUUGGAGAGAAUGGAUAGUAAGAUGCAUUGCUGUUCUCGAGAAAUAAGGACUUCCAGCCGGGCGUGGUGGCGCACGCCUUUAAUCCCAGCACUCGGGAGGCAGAGGCAGGCGGAUCGCUGUGAGUUCGAGGCCAGCCUGGUCUACAAAGUGAGUCCAGGACAGCCAAGGCUACACAGAGAAACCCUGUCUCGAAAAC
Acomys russatus (golden spiny mouse) is the source of this 1504-nucleotide messenger RNA. RefSeq names its product archaelysin family metallopeptidase 2 (gene Amz2). The record is from RefSeq and is a predicted model, not a curated record. Gene Ontology annotation, biological process: proteolysis. NCBI's taxonomy places the organism in Eukaryota, Metazoa, Chordata, Mammalia, Rodentia, Muridae. Bases 236 to 1354 code for a protein of 372 amino acids. Gene Ontology annotation, molecular function: metallopeptidase activity. The transcript is spliced from 9 exons.